Drosophila mojavensis is the source of this 2135-nucleotide messenger RNA. It is a transcript of the gene 14-3-3zeta, whose product is annotated as 14-3-3 protein zeta. Gene Ontology annotation, cellular component: cytoplasm. Gene Ontology annotation, biological process: signal transduction. NCBI's taxonomy places the organism in Eukaryota, Metazoa, Arthropoda, Insecta, Diptera, Drosophilidae. The coding region runs from base 276 to 1022 and encodes 248 amino acids. The record is from RefSeq and is a predicted model, not a curated record. The transcript has 7 exons.
CGCUUACUGUGUGCAACAUUUGCCAUCACUUUUAGUCGUUCGCCGUUCGUUGGUAGUCGUCGUUGUCGUUUCGAGUGAAUCGAAUGUAAGAUAACCAUUCACAUACUGUGAGCGACGCUUUGAGCUGUGGAUUCCUCCUACUUUAAUUAAUUUUUCUGCUGUCUAUCAAUUGCAACAGAGAUCGUGCGUGGGCCAAUACACACACACGAACACACUUAUACAAAUUAUUCAUAUUCUUAGUUUGGUCAAGUAACUAAAACAAAAAAACCACAAACAUGUCGACAGUCGAUAAGGAAGAACUGGUCCAAAAGGCAAAAUUGGCCGAGCAAUCAGAACGCUACGAUGACAUGGCCCAGGCCAUGAAAUCAGUCACAGAGACGGGCGUCGAGCUGUCAAAUGAGGAAAGAAAUCUGCUCUCCGUUGCCUACAAAAAUGUGGUUGGAGCGCGCAGGUCAUCGUGGCGUGUUAUUUCCUCCAUUGAGCAAAAAACCGAAGCAUCCGCCAGAAAACAACAGCUCGCCCGCGAGUACAGAGAGCGUGUGGAGAAGGAGCUUAGAGAAAUUUGCUAUGAAGUUUUGGGACUUCUGGACAAAUACCUUAUUCCAAAAGCCAGCAAUCCAGAGAGCAAGGUUUUCUAUUUGAAGAUGAAGGGAGAUUAUUACAGGUAUUUAGCUGAGGUCGCUACAGGAGACGCACGCAACACCGUUGUUGACGAUUCCCAAACCGCUUACCAGGAUGCAUUUGACAUUAGCAAGGGCAAAAUGCAGCCAACACAUCCCAUCCGCUUGGGUCUUGCACUUAACUUCUCAGUCUUCUAUUAUGAGAUUUUGAAUUCUCCAGAUAAGGCUUGCCAAUUGGCUAAACAGGCGUUCGAUGACGCGAUAGCCGAGCUGGACACACUCAACGAGGACUCAUACAAAGACUCAACACUCAUCAUGCAAUUGUUGAGGGAUAACCUGACCCUUUGGACCUCCGAUACCCAGGGUGAUGGCGACGAGCCACAGGAGGGCGGUGACAACUAACCAAACAACUAAAAUGUUUCCUUUUUGACUAUGCAAAUAUUAUUCAGUAAUACAAACAAAAACAAACAAAACAAAAGAAAUAUAAAAAGAAAUCUUUGAAGUCGAAAGCAGCAGAGCAGUAAUGUAAUAAUAAAAGCAACAUCAAAAUCAGCAUCAGCAUCGACACAAAUCUAAACAAACAAACAAACAAUACACAACAAUAUUAUACAAAACAACAAAACACUACAACAUUAACAAUUCAGCAGAAUAAUGAUUCAGCUCGCGGCUGUGUGAUGAUAGUUUAGAGGCUGAGAAGAGUUUAGGUGAGAAGACUAUUGUCAUGCAACUGUUUGAGGAAGAAGAAAAAAUGAAUCUGGUUUAUAGACAGUUUAUAUAUUGUAUACAGACGAACAAAUGUCGUUCGCCGCGUCAAAUCAAUACAUGUAAAGUCGAUUAAAAAGUCUAUGAAGAGAAGGAAAUGUAAUAUGAAAUCAAAUGUCUUAAUUUGCUUCACAUGCCGUUCAAGUUGUCUUUGUUAGUAAAAUGCUCUUGCAAAUAUUCACAAAUGGAACUAUCUGAGUCAAAACUUAUAAAUACAAAAUAUAAAUAUAUAUAACUAAAUAUAUAAAAAUGAAGAAAAAAAAAAUAAAAAACAUCUAUCAGCUAUCCAGAACAAGAAUAAGAACAGGAACAGGAAGAGUGUAUUGUAUGGCAAAGAUGUGAAUUUUGUUUUGUGUAGUUAAUUACUAUUCCGCUGUUUUGGCCAACUGCGUACACUAUACAUAUGCCUAAAAUAUUAUUAUUUAUUUUAAUUAUGUUUUAAUAAAUAAUUAUCAUACUGUUUUACAUUAACAUACAAACAGCAAACAACAAACAAACAGAACACAAGACACAGUCAACAAGAAAUUUAUUGUCUUUUAUUUUUGUUUAAUGCGCUGCGCCGCUUUCCUUAAUAAAAAACAACAAUAAUAAAGAAAGGCUAAUUGGUUUAUACAAUAUAAAUAAUGUAAUUACAAAUAAUGCCCUCUAUUUUUCGUCGUCAAAGAAGAAGCCUAUACGAACCAAAAGAAACAAAUUAUGUAUUAUUUGUAAUUAUCUUUUUUUCUAAAAUACAACAAAUAAAAACAACAUAAA